This is a messenger RNA of Melitaea cinxia (Glanville fritillary), 2419 nucleotides long. RefSeq names its product testin (gene Tes). The coding region runs from base 214 to 2340 and encodes 708 amino acids. Lineage: Eukaryota; Metazoa; Arthropoda; Insecta; Lepidoptera; Nymphalidae. The transcript is spliced from 6 exons. The record is from RefSeq and is a predicted model, not a curated record. Gene Ontology annotation, molecular function: zinc ion binding.
CAGUUUGCUUGUGUUAUUCUUUAUCUAGUAGCGAUUUUUUUGCAUUUCUUUAAUUCUCUUAUGUUCUUUAAAUAGUUUAGGUGCAUUAGUUUUAAUUUAUGUUCCGACUAAAGAAAUAAAUAUAUUUUCUAUAAAUUCACAUAUCUUUUACUUGAGUUAAGUUUGUGCUCGCCUAAGGUUUUGAUGAUAACGAUUAUUAACUAACGCAAAAUUAUGGGUGAUUCUUGUGUGGAGACGCCGGAGGCUCCAGCUUGGUUAUCAAAGCUAGAGAGCCAAAGGGAAAAAUUGAGUAAAGCCCGUCUCGGCCAUGAUAGCGGCGCCGGUGCGCCAUGUAAUUCGUGUGGUUCUGGUUGUCCUGGCUUGGAUUUACAUUUCUGGCGUAAGGUUUGUAGAGCCUGUCACUGCAGUAAAGAUGUACACGACGUUCAGGAUGAUGACUUGUCUGGCUGGGCUCAGUUUGAACUGCUUGGCACUGCUAAACCUAAAAAAGCUUCAAUGCCACUUAUUAAAAUUCGUGGUGUAACAGACAAGCCAGUGAAACUUGACUGGGUACCGCCCAAUGCCUCAACAGAGCUGGUAUCUGAAUAUAUGUCGUGCCUCGGACCGCUAGCUCCGGUAUCGGGUUCUGAAGCAGCCAAGAAAUGGCGCGCACAACUGCGUACUCAAUUGCCUCCCCAUGACGUAGCUCCGGCUGCAAGACACCAUGCCUCUGAUCAAGAAAAAUCUGAACAUACGGAAUAUAUAACACGUAUUAAAGAUCAUGUAGUUGGCAUGGGUAAUGUGGUAAGAGUAGGUCCUCUUCAAAGUGGAGAAUUAUAUUCAGUUGAAAGUAGCAAGUCUCACACUGCCUCCAACCAUACAAAAUCUUAUGCACUGCCAUUAAAGAUAUCAAAUAUAACUAGAGGAGUUAAGUACAAUAUUGUGCCUAAAAAUGCUUCAGACAAGAAACUUGUGUUAGAUCCUCAAGGUAAUAUUGUCAGUAGUGCUGCCAAUUUGCCAGAUUAUAAAUCUAGUCCAAUAUUAAGCAGAAUUGUAAAAGAAAAAUUGCAUGUAAUGAAAAUUGAAUCUGACAGAAUUAAAAGUGCCGUUGAACAUGGUCCUGUUUAUGACAAAUUAUUUAAGAAUUUGAAUGAUUUAAGCAUGCCAAUUACUAAUGAUGUUUAUCUGCAACCUAUAAAGCUUUUUCGUGAUGAGUACAAUAAAAAUCCUCAAUUCAAGGAGGAGGUAAAUGAAUUUGCUAAUAAAGCUCUAGGAGCACAAAUAAUGCCUGAUCUGUGGUCUUUAAGUAACAAUAAUGUGAAAGGCACAGCUAAGUUGUUGGAUGGCAGGAUUCAAAAGGGUACUAUUUUUGCUCCAAAUGGUGAAAUAUGGAGUUGGAAACAUGAACCAACUACACCAGAACAUAGUGGAACUAUUUGUUCAACAAAAAUUAAUCCCCAGUAUUCUACCACUAUGAAACCAAUAAAUCAAGUAGAACCACAGCAAACAGCUCCAUUGAGAGAAUAUCGGAGAAAUACUUCUGAGGAAGAUUUGCCUCCACCCCCUCUGCCAAAUUACAACACCUAUCCUGGUGGAAUGUCAGUGUCUCCACAAGGUAAUGACUGGACUAAUUCUCCUGAUAACAUUCAACUUGAUUAUAGUGGCAACCCAGUACAAGUUGGCAAUUAUGCAGAACAGAUAGAUCCAAUUCUUACACAGUUUGCUGAUAUAUCUCUAAACCCAGAGGAAAUAGAAUUUAAUAGGAAAUUGUACAAUGAAGGAGUGCCAUGUCAGCGUUGUGAAAAACCAAUGUUUGCUGGAGAAGUUGCAGUAAAAGCUGAAAGAGCUGGCCAAGAAGCCAUCUGGCAUCCACAAUGUUUCACUUGUUGCAAGUGUGGGGAACUUUUGGCUGAUUUGGUAUAUUUCUACUACAAAGGUGAAAUAUAUUGCGCCAGAGAUCUUGCCAACGUGUUAGAAAUACCGCGUUGUGCUGGUUGUGAUGAAUUGAUAUUUACAAGACCAUAUACAGCUGCGGAAGGACGAGCAUUUCACGUACAACACUUCUGUUGCUACCAUUGUGAUGCCCCCCUUGGGGGACAAAAAUAUGUACCAGAUGACAAGACAGGUCUACCUGUAUGUUUACCUUGUUAUGAUCAAUUUUAUGCUGAACGAUGCAGAGCCUGCGGUGGGGUUAUUGGUCCAGAACAACAAGGGGUAUCCUGGAGCAAUAUGCAUUGGCAUGCAGAAUGCUUUAUAUGUUCAGGGCGUAUGUGUGGGAAAAGUUUGCUUAGUGGCAGAUUUGUCGUAAAACAAGAAAUGCCCUUUUGCAGUGUACCAUGUGUACAAAGUAGAAUCAAGUAAAAUAAUGAACAGAAAUAAAUGUAUAAAUUAUUGAUGUUAAAAUAUAUUUUUUUGAUAUAUUUUACAAGACAUUUAGUAU